Messenger RNA from Mesorhabditis spiculigera, 468 nucleotides. NCBI's taxonomy places the organism in Eukaryota, Metazoa, Nematoda, Chromadorea, Rhabditida, Rhabditidae. The record is from the annotation of a GenBank genome assembly.
AUGGGCGAAAGAGCGCUGCGCCCCCACUUUUUGGGGUCGAAGGGCCGGGUGUGGAUGUGGUAUUUGUUGAGUCAAGACGAUAGUGGUGAAGUGCAUUAUACGCCGUCCCCCACUCCGCCGAGCUGCCCUUCAUCUGGAUGUACGAGGGCGAUUGGGGAGACGGCCAUCUCCCGAAACCUCACCGACCCUUUCGACUUCCAGCUGGGGGAUUGGUACGGGGAGACGUGGACCAAUUUCGCCAAGUACAGCCGCCCAACCCUUGAUGAUAGUUGGCCAGCAAUGUCCAAGACGGUGUCGCACUUUAACAUUGGAAAGCCGUCGGAUGGUGGAAUGAGGGUCGUGCCGGACUAUCGGGAAACUGACCGGAUCGUUUUCGCAAACGCGAUCGAUCAGCUCCUCAAAAUGAUGCCCUCGCAACCCAUCCGCGAGCAGGACAUGAAGCUGAAAGGGGCCUGGGGUGCCAAUAGA